Silurus meridionalis is the source of this 2707-nucleotide messenger RNA. RefSeq names its product tropomyosin 3 (gene tpm3). NCBI's taxonomy places the organism in Eukaryota, Metazoa, Chordata, Actinopteri, Siluriformes, Siluridae. Gene Ontology annotation, cellular component: actin filament. Gene Ontology annotation, biological process: muscle contraction; actin filament organization. The record is from RefSeq and is a predicted model, not a curated record. Bases 163 to 1017 code for a protein of 284 amino acids. The transcript has 10 exons. Gene Ontology annotation, molecular function: actin filament binding.
CCAUCUUUUUUUCUUCCUCUUGUUCUCAACAUCUUUGUCAAAGGCUUUAAGUUCCAUCUUUUUAUCUGAUAGCAAUAGGCUUUUUAAUAAUCACCUCACUCCUCAUUUGACCACUUUCUAAAUUUGUAACUAAUUCUUUGAGCAUCACUCACCACAGCUAAGAUGGAGGCCAUCAAGAAGAAGAUGAUGAUGUUGAAGCUGGAUAAGGAGAAUGCUCUGGACCAGGCAGAGCAGGCUGAGACCGACAGGAAAGCAGCUGAGGAAAGAAGCAAACAGCAUGAAGAUGAGUUGAUUCAGAUGCAGAAGAAGCUGAAGUCAACUGAGGAUGAGCUUGAUAAGUAUUCAGAGGCCCUGAAGGAUGCACAGGAGAAACUGGAGAUAGCUGAGAAGAAGGCUGCUGAUGCUGAGGCGGAGGUGGCCUCUCUAAACAGGCGUAUCCAGCUGGUUGAGGAGGAGCUGGACAGAGCUCAGGAGAGACUGGCUACAGCUUUACAAAAACUGGAAGAGGCAGAGAAAGCAGCAGACGAGAGUGAGAGAGGCAUGAAAGUGAUUGAGAAUAGGGCACUGAAGGAUGAGGAGAAGAUGGAGUUACAGGAGAUCCAGCUGAAGGAGGCCAAGCACAUUGCAGAGGAGGCCGACCGCAAGUACGAGGAGGUGGCUCGUAAGCUGGUGAUCGUUGAGGGAGAGCUGGAACGUACUGAGGAGAGAGCUGAGCUCGCAGAGGCUAAAAAGAAGCAGUUUGAGGAGGAGCUAAGGGUGCUGGACCAAACACUGAAGACCCUGCAUGCUUCUGAGAACAAGUAUUCUCAGAAGGAAGACAAAUAUGAGGAGGAGAUCAAAAUCCUGACUGAUAAGCUGAAGGAGGCUGAGACUCGUGCUGAGUUUGCUGAGAGGUCUGUAGCAAAGCUGGAAAAGACCAUCGAUGACCUGGAAGAUGAGCUUUAUGCUCAGAAACUCAAGUACAAGGCCAUUAGUGAAGAGCUGGAUCACGCCCUCAACGACAUGACCUCUAUAUGAUCCUUUUCUGGACUUUAUUCUUGACUGGCUUUCUUCAAGAAAUCUUGCUCGGUCUUCUCGGCCAUGUCUCCAUCCUGACUCACACUUGUCUACUUCAUCCUCCUGUUAUCUCUCUGUAUCUUCAGGUUUUUGUUCCUCUGUUCUUACCUGCUUUGUUGAUUAUUUAUGAUGCCUUUGUUUUCUGUCUUUUCUUUUCCCACUGUAUUGUAAUUAUAUCCGGCAUUGAUAAAGAUCUUGAACUUGUUUUCUCAUUCAUCAGUGCUGUUUGUAUCUUCUGUCUUUCUUUUCUUUGUCUUCUGGCUGUAUUUCGAUGUUUUCUGUACAUGCUGAAUGAAGGGAGGGGUGAAACAAACUGUUGCUGUGUUUAAAAUAUCUGUGUCCCUCUUUUUUGUGAAAAAAAAAAAAAUUUGAGCAACUUUUCCAUUUGUUCAUCACAGUUAUUUUCUUAUUGUCCUAUGUGACUUCCUGGACUGGUAACUUCUUCAUAAAGAACGAACAAAACAUGAUGGUGUCCUACUGUAAAAUAGUGUCAUGGCCUCGUAUGAAGCAGAAGUUGAUUGAUUACCAGUAAUGUGUUUCCUAAAUUGUUUUAUUCCUCUUAUACCACAGGAAAUGCCCAUUUGUAGCUUUAUAAAAUGAAUAUGGCUUAUUUAGUAUUUUUAAUGUUACUUUAGAAACAAUGAAACAUGGAACAAGCCUGUGAUUCGAGGUACAGCUGGUGUGAGUUACUGUUUUAGGACAAAGUUCGAAUAUUAAUGAGGUUUAUUUGUUUUGGGAUGAGUUUAGAUCAAUGGGGUGAAAUCGCUACUAUAAUUAGAGCAAUUGUUCAAGGACACAUUUAUCACAUGUCGAAAAUUCAUCACAGCAUAAAUAGGUAAUUAUUGACUUGUUCAUCAGAUUUAAUUUUGCAUUCAUUAUUUAAGAUAAUGUUUUUAUCAUAACCUAGAUUUGCUGUAAAAUUCAGAAUAAGAGCAUAAACACAUCAAAAGUUUAUUUUACAGGUAUUUUCUAAACUUUGCAAAAUAAACUUUCUUCAACUUUUUUUUUAAUCCUCAGUAUGUCGUGUCAGUACUGUUCUGGAGUAAGAGACAGAAAGACCAGAUUAAUCACCUUGCAAGAGCAAAAAUCCUGUUCCUGUAUAUUUUAGUCUACAGAAUCUGACAGCCAUUCAUUUAUAUAUAAAUAUAUAAACACACACACACAGUGUUGCAGCCUGAUAAAUCAGUCAAAAUAAUAAUAAUAAUAAUAAAAAUUAUCACAUGUCCAUAAGUAUUCAGAUGCUUUACUCAGUAAUUAGUUGAAGCUCCUUUGGCAGCAGUUUCAUUCUCGAGUCUUUUUGGGUUUGACACGGUGAUCUUUACACACCUGGAUUGUGGGAUUUUCUGCCAUUCUUCAGGGCAAAUCCUCUCUGGAUGCUGAGCGUUGGUGGAGCCACUUUCAGGACAGAGAUGUUCAAUAGAGUUGAGGUCAGGGCUCUGGCUGGGCCGCUCUAGAACAUUCACAGAGUCAUCCCUAAUCCACUUCUGUUGUCUUGGGUGUGUUUAGGGUCAUUAUUAUGUAGGAAGGUGAACCUUCAGCCCAGUCUGAAGUCCUGAGUGCUGUGGAACUUGUUUGUAUUGAGGAGAUCUCUGUACUUUGCUCCAUUCAGCUUUCCCUAAACCCUGACCAGUCUCCCAGUCCCUGCUGCAGA